AUGUUUCGAUCCAUUAACCCGCGGGCAGCGAGUGUACGGGCGAGACUACCACCCAAUAUCUUUACUGCGAGUCCAUUGCAUAUGCGCUUCAAUGCGCAGAGACAUAUGGGAACGGCAUUAAUCAAACAGGCAGUUCGUAUUAGAAGACCAUCGAUUAAACCAAAAAAUGUCGUUAUCAAACUUAUCGUGGCAUAUGCCUGCUAUGAGAUUUACUGUCGAAUAAUCUUAUCUCCCCUAAGCAGAAUAGAGGCAUCGAAUCAUAUACCAGAGGAGGAACUUCAAGAGGAACCAAUGUUUCUGCCCUUUCCCGGCACCACGAAAGAGCUCCCUUCUGUUCCUUACAAAGGUACUGACCCAGAAUUUCAAGAGUUCAUCAAGAUUAGCAAGGACAGAAAACUUGUAGACAAAAUCAGAGUUGACUUGGUGGAAUUUAUACGAGAUUCUACCACUAGAUCUCUGGUCUCUUUGACAACCGUUGGGAAUGAAUUUAAAUGCAGAAGAUCUUGGCUCGAUAUUGAUUUCCCUGGACCGCCACCGACAUUCGUAAGAUCAGGGAUCGAAAUCUCUGAUGAUGCAGUUUCCUGGGUUACACAACCUGUUGAUGCCUCACUAGUAUACAAAAUACGAAAUGUUCUAUGGCCAACAGCCCUUUUUCAUUCUUCGUGGAGUUUUAUGAAAGUACUGGCUACGGAAGAAUUCAGAAAUAUAGCAGGAAAGUUUGGUGUGCAAAUUCAAACGAGUCCCGCUCAGCAAUCGAUGGAUCAAGUACUAGCUCGAUCACCAAAACUGAUGAAGGAGUUAAACGGACGACAAAAAGUUGCCGGGGAUGUUCAACGUCCAUUGAUCGCCAAGGAUGGGCCACCACAACAGCCUGUGGGUGACAAAGCCAAAGAAUUUGGGGACGCCGCGGCACCCGGGAAACCGAACGUUGAAGAUGAUCUUUUCCAUACCGUUCAUAAAACAUUCAGGGAUAAUCAUGCAUCGUUCGCAAAACCCAUCAUGGCAGCUAGACUAAAAUACCGCAACAUUACUAAAGAGUUAAAACCAACUCAGAACUUGCGUCCAAGAGGCUCUGUCAAGAUAUCGGGACUUGUCGAACUUGAAAGCGAUAAGGCCUAUCUCGUUUUUGAUGUCACCGCAGCUUGGGAUCCCAAGACGAGGGACUUUGAUACGAAUAGUAUGCAUAUUACGUGUAGGAGGUUGCAAAGAAAGAAGCCAGUCCCUGUUUUGCCGAGCAGGCUAUCAUAG
Messenger RNA from Sclerotinia borealis F-4128, 1248 nucleotides. NCBI's taxonomy places the organism in Eukaryota, Fungi, Ascomycota, Leotiomycetes, Helotiales, Sclerotiniaceae. The record is from the annotation of a GenBank genome assembly.